Molecule: messenger RNA, 1035 nt
Organism: Penicillium salamii
Lineage: Eukaryota; Fungi; Ascomycota; Eurotiomycetes; Eurotiales; Aspergillaceae
Source: the annotation of a GenBank genome assembly
AUGGGGCGUUUUCAUUACCUCCUGGGCAUUUUGCUCUUAUUUGUGUCUUCUUUUCUUUGGUUCGCCUCCAGUUUGAGAAGAGAGCCAGUACCGUCAGGCAUCUCCCUCACCUACGGUCCAUGUGUUUGCGCAACCGAUCAUGCGAACGACACCGCUCCCGAGCCCGAUACCAAGCCUCUACCACCGCCAGAUGUCACAACAGAAAUCGAGACCUUGCCAUUACCUACCCAAUCAAGCUACCUUCCAACCACCAAUACGCAUGAGAACGCACAAUCCCCAUUCCCAUUGAAGCUCUGGCAGAAAGCGGGAUCAAAGGGCAUUGCCCCCGACCGAUGGAACGAUAUCCAAAGCUGGCUGAAGCAAAACCCAUUUCUUCGACACGAGAUCCUCACUGAGGGAAGUGCCGACCAGUAUGUCCGGGAGAACUUUGCCGAUUUCCCGGAAAUUCGAGACCUCUAUCUCUCAUUACCCGUGCCGAUCCUGAAAGCCGAUCUACUUCGACAGCUGAUUCUAUACAACGACGGUGGAAUCUGGAGCGAUCUCGAUGUGACAUGCCACCAUCCAAUCGACAUUUGGAUCCCGGAGGAAUACCGGAACAGAACAAACGUGGUGGUGGGGCUGGAAUUUGAUGGAUCGCAAUUCGCCAGCUGGACGGUCAUGACAAAGCCUCGAACCAGCCACGGUGUGGCGGUGGUUAAAUACGUCGUUGAAAAACUGCAAGCAUCAGCCGCAGAACACAAUCGCCCUACCGCCGAGCUCAACAUGACUAUGAUUUCGGACGUGGUGGAUGUGACGGGGCCGCAGGCCAUGACCGUGGCUCUUCUACAGAAUCUCGAGCGGGAGAUGGGGAUGCCGGUAGGACGGGCGAAUAUCUCGAACAUUAUGCAGCCAACGUUGCUACAUGAUGUGCUUGUGCUGCCCAAUGCGGCUUUUGCUUCCCUGCAGGCUGGACACCCUGAAGACCGAGGCCCAUAUCUUGUUGAGCAUCAUUAUGCCGGCUCUUGGAAGAAUACUCAAGGAGGGGAAGGGCCGUAA